This is a messenger RNA of Penaeus chinensis, 1757 nucleotides long. RefSeq lists its product as uncharacterized. The transcript is spliced from 2 exons. NCBI's taxonomy places the organism in Eukaryota, Metazoa, Arthropoda, Malacostraca, Decapoda, Penaeidae. The coding region runs from base 170 to 1633 and encodes 487 amino acids. The record is from RefSeq and is a predicted model, not a curated record.
CCAGCUCACUGCUCGACCGUUCACCGCGCCACGUGACCUUUGACCCCGAGAGGUCAAACGAGGUCACGAUACCCCGCCGGCAUCGGAGUUUCCACGAGAAGGGAUUGACCAAUCAGAGCGCGCGGCGUCGGAGGCCUCAGCCAUCACCGUCGACCUCGCCGAGCAGUUCAUGACGCAGGAGGGACUCAAGAGCCCGGGCUGGACCAAUCAGCGCCAAGGACAGGUGGAAUCGACCAAUCGGAGGGAAGGUGGGUUGGUGCUGGCCAAUAGGAACGCAGAGCUGGUGGAACCAAUGGCCAAUCAGCGUCCAGGGCAGUUUGAAUUGGCGAAUCAGCGUCCAGGAGAGUUUGAAUUGGCCAAUCAGCGGCCAGUAGAGGUGGAACCGGCCACUCAGCGUCCAGGAGAGUUUGAAUUGGCCAAUCAGCAUCCAGGACAGUUUGAAUUAGCCAAUCAGCGUCCAGGACAGUUUGAAUUGGCUAAUCAGCAUCCAGGACAGUUUGAAUUAGCCAAUCAGCGUCCAGGAGAGUUUGAAUUAGCCAAUCAGCGUCCAGGACAGUUUGAAUUGGCCAAUCAGCGUCCAGGAGAGAUUGAAUUAGCCAAUCAGCAUCCAGAACAGUUUGAAUUGGCCAAUCAGUAUCCAGAAGAGAUUGAAUUAGCCAAUCAGCAUCCAGGACAGUUUGAAUUGGCCAAUCAGCAUCCAGAAGAGAUUGAAUUAGCCAAUCAAAUCGCAGAUCAGAACGCGGUUUACGUGCAAUUGACCAAUCAACUUCGAGGGAUUCUGACCCAUCAACCAAGUGACUCAGACGAACCGACCAAUCAGGAUGAAGCUCUCGGCAUCUGGACCAAUCAGGAUGAAGCUCUCGGCAUCUGGACCAAUCAGCAUGCAGAAGAGGAGGUUGUCGACGUCAUCGCCAACAAAUACGCAGGUGAGGAACCAUCAGCCAAUCAGAGGGCCGAUACCCCUCUCCACGACGAUGACGUCACCGAACCACCCAAUGAGGUGCGCCCAUUCCCCUCCGAACGGACCAAUGGCGAGGCCCCCAGCGGUCAAACUAUGACGUCACGGCCUCCUGACGUCACGGAUAUGAAUAGCCAUACCCGUCCUUGGCACUCCCCUCAGUUACCCACUGACCGCCGCGGGGAGAGGACACACGCCGCUGCCGCCGCUGCCACUCCCGAGGUGCCCACGCGUACCCCCCGUGCCCUCGACAGUGCCCCGGAGAGUGCCACGCCCGACGCCAUGCCCCAGGAAUCGCCGGCCAUGCCCACGAGGGUCAAGACGCGUUCCUACGGCCGCGUCGAAGUGUACGUGGCUCGCAUGGGAGAGACAGUGCCCCAAAGUGCCCCAAAGUGCCCGAGUGCCCCAGUGCCCACGAGUGCCACAGUGGUGCCACAUCACGUGACUUUCAGCCCCUCGGUGAAACAAGUGAAUUGGCGAGAGAGCUAUUUGGAGGAGGAGGAGGAGGAGGAAGACGAGGAUAAAGAGAGGAGAUGGAGAGAAGAAGAUGAUAAAGAAAGGAGAUGGAGAGAAGACGAGAGAAGGAAAGGAGAUGGAGAGAAGAAGAGGAGAAAGAGGAGAGAGAGAGAGAAGAGAAGGAGAAGAGGAAAACACAAAAACGAACGAAGGGGAUAGAGAGCAACACGAGAGAAACGGAGGAGGAGAGAGAGAGACGCGAAUAAUCGGAGAAGACGCCAUAACGAGAGUAAAGAUAGUGGAAAGCACAAGUCCGAAAGUCCAGAGAAUAUUGACCCCGCCG